Molecule: messenger RNA, 1545 nt
Organism: Acanthamoeba castellanii str. Neff
Lineage: Eukaryota; Discosea; Longamoebia; Acanthamoebidae
Product: Ras subfamily protein
Exons: 10
Coding region: 1-1545 (514 amino acids)
Molecular function (GO): GTPase activity; protein binding; GTP binding
Source: RefSeq, a predicted model, not a curated record
AUGGGCCUGCUGCCGCUUCUCGCCGCGGUCAAGUGCAACAACAUGGCCAUGGCCCGCCUGCUCAUCGACCACGGCGCCCAUGUCCAUCAGCAGAAUUGCAAGCGCUCAGAGCUGCACGCCCUGGCCGAAACACAGAAGGGUCCCUACCCUGCCUUGCCGGCGACGGUUGGUGCGAGGUGGGUCAACACGGUGCAAAGAUGGGCCAUGCCUUCGCCCGCGGUCAAGUUCUGGCAGCUGCUCCUGGACAUCGGCGCCAGUCCGAAUUGGCCCGAUAGGCACGGGAUGACGCCAUUCCAUGUGGCCUGCGCUCGCGGCAAUUGGCCCGUUGUCCAAUUCCUCCUUCAAGGCAAACAUGUGAGUGAUGUCGACAAAGCCGACGAGCAGGGCGAAACUGCGCUGCACUACGCCGCUCGCUAUGGCCACGCCGCUGUCGUGUCGCUCCUUCUCUCUUCGCGAGCCGACACACAGAUGAUGAGCAAGCACGGCAAUGCCGCCGAGGUGGCGAGAGAGGCGGGCCACGUGGCCGUGGCGGAGCUCAUCGAAAGCUGGAGCUAUCGGGCGUGUCCCAUCUUGUUCAUGCCCUUCGACGCGCUGGUGCACGUGAUGGCUUUCCUGGAGCCCAGCGACUUGUGCGCUGUCGCCCAGGCCUGCUCGAUGCUGAACGAAGUGAGCAGCGAUGACCACGUGUGGCGCCGAUUCUGCCAUGCUCGAUGGAGCAGCGACGACAAGGGGUCGGAGGGCAAGCGAUGGAAAGCGCACUACAUGGCCUGGCUCCAGCCCCGCCUCAAGCAGUACGCCACCAGUAAAGCAAGAGGAUUCGCCGGACCCACAGCCUCUGCGCGUCCAUCGCCGCCACAGUCUGCCGACUACGACCAACUUUUCAAGUUCAACGUCAUCGGCGAUGCCGGUGUGGGCAAGACUUCCCUCCACACGCGAUUCUUCAGGGACGAAUUCAGCCUGCCCUACGUCAGCACCAUCGGUGUUGAGUUUGGAAUCAAGACCAUCGAGCUGUGUGGCCAGCGCAUCAAGCUUCAGGUGUGGGACACGGCGGGCCAGGAACGUUUCCGCAGUAUCACGCGGGCCUACUACCGAGGGUCGCGCGGUCUGGUGGUGGUCUACGACGUUACCAACCGAAGCUCGUGGGAGAAUGCCAAGUUUUGGAUCAACGAAGUGCAGCGAAACUUGCCCGACGAUGUUGACAUGAUGCCCUUCCUCCUUGUUGGCACGAAGAACGACUUGGAGCAUCAAAGGCAAGUGUCACCGGAGGAGGGCCAAGCGCUGGCCCUGGAGUUGGGCGCCGCCGGCUGGGCCGAAACGAGCAGCCGCACCGGAAGCGAGGUGGAGAACACGUUCCUGCGUCUGACCGAGGUGGCCCUGCUGGGUGUGGACCCGUUCGCCAGCUCUGGCGCGGUCGGGGUCGAGUGCUGGGUCCCGAGCGCGGAGGUGCUGCAGGCGCUCUACGACAAGUCGAGCACGGGCCGGGCGGCCAAGGAGCGGAUCGCGGCCAUGGAGGCCGCUCGCUCUGGCAAGUGCCUGCUCCAAUGA